CAACUUUCACAUGCGAUUUCUGUCUCUCUAUGGCUAUACGUCCGCCGGCCAUACGUCCGUAAGCCAAAGAGCACAGGCAUCAUUCACAACAACUUUUCACGUAUACUUCUAACCAUCCGCUACUAUUCAUGUACAUUGCAUCUUCUCGUUAGCAUCGAUCAAAAUAUGGCCUUCUCCUGGUUUCCCGGUGCCUGCACCACAACAUACACGCACGCAGAGGAAUCAAUCAAGCUACCGACCAAGAACGGCCCAGUGCGUGCUCUCUCUGAAAUCUGCAAAGAUGUGAUUCCACCAUGCAACCUCAACCCAUUCCUUUUCAACGGACAUCUUCAAACAGCAUGGACUGCAAUGAAGUACGAUGGCCCAGCGAUUCACUACAAGCGACGAGUGUUCGAGCAAGAGGAUGCAGGUUUCAAGGGCCAUUUCUCUGUCGACUUUGUGACCUCUGCGCCCGCCACUUCCGGGCAAGCCAAAGAUGGAGGGCCUGAGGACGCGGGUUUGAGGGAAGACCCUGUCGGUGUAGGACACAACUCGCUGCCACCUAGGACGACGUACUUCACGGACAAGGAGUUCGAGAGUCUGCCUAGCGAUGACACCAAGCCAUUGCUGAUCACCCUGCACGGUCUGAGUGGUGGGUCUUACGAGACGUAUCUGCGCCAUGUCCUUGAACCACUCGUCAAGGCUACGCCAGAAGGUGAGAAGGCUGGCGGCAUUUCAGGCGGCAACUGGGAAGCCUUAGUCGUGAACAGCCGCGGAUGUGCUGGUUCGAAGAUCACCACAAGCAUUUUGUACAACGCUCGCGCGACCUGGGACGUUCGCCAAACCGUCAAAUGGGCACGUAAAACUUGGCCAAACAGGCCGCUUUAUGGCAUCGGCUACUCGCUCGGCGCAAACAUACUUACAAACUAUCUCGGUGAGGAAGGAGAUAAAUGCCUCCUCAAUGCUGCUGUGGUAGUCUCCAAUCCAUGGAAGCUCGAAGUGAGCAAUGCUUUCCUCAAGAGCACCUAUAUCGGCCUCAACGUUUACUCGAAAACGAUGGGCAGCAACAUGCUACGUCUAUUCGAAGCCCACAAGGAUCAGGUUACCAAGAACACAUCGAUUAAGACUGAGGAUAUUCAUAAGUGCAAGUAUUUGCACGAUUUUGAUCGAGUCGUGCAGUGUGCUACGUGGGGCUACCCGACAGAGGGUGCAUAUUACCGGGACGCCAGCAGCUCUGAUAGUGUGCUAUCGGUGCGCAUUCCGUUGCUAUGCAUACACGCGGUGGACGAUCCGAUCGCUUGCGAUCAAGCCGUGCCGUACGCCGAGAUCCGUCAAAACCCAUACGCUGUGAUGUGCGCAACCAGCUCUGGCGGUCACCUGGCUUGGUUCGAGCUUGGAGGUGGGCGAUGGCAUAUGAAGCCUGCUGUCGGAUUCCUGGAGGCCAUGAGGAACGUCGAAUUCGAUAAGAUCGAAGUGCCAGUAUUUGGGAGGCAGGGGCCGCACGGAGGACACGAAACGCCAUUCGCCUUCGAUCCGAUGAGGAGAAAGUCACAUCGUCCUGAGCAGGAGCAAUGAGAAGGCACAAGAACCGACAGAUCCAAGUAGCGCUACAGGACGCCACAGAGACCAUAGACUUGUACAGUUGAAGCAUAGA
Molecule: messenger RNA, 1633 nt
Organism: Cercospora beticola
Lineage: Eukaryota; Fungi; Ascomycota; Dothideomycetes; Mycosphaerellales; Mycosphaerellaceae
Biological process (GO): medium-chain fatty acid biosynthetic process; medium-chain fatty acid catabolic process
Molecular function (GO): monoacylglycerol lipase activity; acetylesterase activity
Source: RefSeq, a predicted model, not a curated record